UUUUAUGUCCCCAAGACUGUUAAGUUAAACCCGCCCAACUGUGGAAGAGCCUACAAUCACGGACAAGUCGAGAGCAGAAGAGGCAUUUCAUCAUUAGUGUCUUAAAGAGCAGGACUGGUAGCAUCGCCGCCUGGAAAUCGUCACGCGAUCUCGGGAGUACUGCUCUGACUUCGUUCGCAGGUGUCAGCCUGCACAUCCAAGUUUCCCAUCUGUGGAUCCGAAGAGAACAAUGGGAGACAACCAGCCCCUGCUGAGUAGUGGACGUCGACAGUACGGCACAGUACCGGAGACAGAAAAAAAAACAUCCACCAGUAACAAAUGGCUGUACCUGGCGGUGUUUUCAGCAGUCCUUGGGAAUUUUAAUUUUGGAUAUUCAAUGGUUUACCCAUCAUCUGUUAUCCCGCAAAUGCAAAAUUCUCCCAAUCCUAACCUGAAGCUGAACAUUGACCAGAUAUCAUGGUUUGGGUCGAUCUUCACUCUAGGAGCUGCGAGUGGGGGUCUGAGCAGCAUGCUACUAAAUGAUAGGCUUGGCCGAAAGCUUUGGAUCAUGUUGUCUGCAAUACCUUCAGUGGUGGGUUAUGCCAUAAUGGCAGCAGCUCAGAAUUUCUGGAUGUUGCUGCUUGGGCGUUUCCUGACAGGAGUAGCAGGAGGAAUAACAGCUUCAUCAAUACCGGUGUAUGUUUCUGAAAUUUCCAACCCCAAGUUGCGUGGCAGGUUAGGAUCCUGCCCUCAGAUGACAGCUGUCUUUGGCUCACUAGCUCUGUAUGCGCUUGGACUGGCUCUUCCAUGGCGCUGGCUGGCUGUGGCAGGAGAGGUCCCUGCUUUGAUUAUGUUGAUUUUACUGUGCUUUAUGCCAGAGUCUCCUCGUUUCCUUAUCUCAAAAAACAAAGGAGAAGAGGCAGAGCAAUCACUUGUUUGGCUGCGAGGAAAAACCUCUGACUAUAUGCGUGAAUACAGAAGUAUAGAGAGGAGUUUGAACUUGCAGGGUAAACUUUCCUGGUCAGAGCUCCAGAAUCCCCGCGUGUACAAACCCAUCCUUAUCUCUGUGGGCAUGAGAUUUCUGCAGCAGAUGACUGGCAUCACUCCCAUCCUUGUGUACCUGGAGCCCAUUUUCAAGCAGACCAAAGUUAUCUUGCCAGCACAAUUUGAUGCGGCCCUUGUAGGUGCAGUGCGGCUGAUCUCUGUUACCAUUUCUGCCAGCUGCAUGGAUAAAGCCGGGAGGAAGAUUCUUCUUUUUGUGUCAAGCAUCCUGAUGUUCCUUUCCACACUUAGCAUGGGUUUGUACACGGACCUCAUACAGUCCCACUACAAUGCAAGCUUAGUCGACAUGUCUUCAGUAGUGAACUCCACCCAGUCAGAUGUGCUGUACGGUGUCAAGAAUCCCCUCACCUUGAUACCGCUCAUCAGCACCAUGGUCAUCAUAUUUGGUUAUGCAAUGGGUUGGGGGCCCAUCACAUGGCUCCUAAUGUCCGAGAUUUUGCCUUUGAAUGCCAGAGGAGUGGCAUCUGGCCUUUGUGUUUUGGUCAGCUGGGUUACAGCCUUCAUCCUGACACAACUGUUCAUGAAAGUAGUGGAUGCAUAUGGCCUUUUCGUCCCCUUUUUCUUUUUCACUGCGGUGUGCUUUAUGAACUUCAUAUUCACUGCAGUUUGUGUGCCUGAAACCAAGGGGCGCUCCCUAGAAGAGAUUGAGAACUACUUUCGAACGGGGCGUAAAUUCACCAUCAUCGAAAGCCAUGCUGAUGCUGCCUCGCCAUCCUGAGCCACUUUGCCACAAGACUUGAAAUAAUGUGCAAUAAACCCAUGUGGGACCUCAGAAACUCCAGAACUACUUAAGGAACCAAAGCAGCUUUAUUUUGGAACUGGACUGAUUGGUACAGAUGAUAUUGGGCCACUACAGGUAAACUGGAAAUUCUGUGCAUCAGUAUGAAAAACACAACAAAUCAGUUGGAAAAUGACACAACUUCCACAGCAUAAAGCCAGUCCAGAGUGGCACUGCCAUUUUAAUAAAUAAGAAAAUUGUUUACAAAAUAACCCUAAACUGCACAGUAUCCUAAAAAUGUUUCUUAUCAGGAGAAUAUUAUAAAUCUGGUAUAUUCCAUAGCCAUAUAAAUAUGGAAAAUAAGUUUAGUGCAGAUGUGUUCUACCUCUGGAAGUGACAAAGACUGACACUGCAGGAAUAAACAUCCUGAAAAAUGGCUGGGCACUGAGGAGGGGAAGAUGACGUUUCCAAUGCUUUGUGUCACCCAGUCAAUAUUUAUUACAGCAGCUUUCCUAGCCAUCGAAAGGCAAUUUGUAAAGGAAACAAUAAUUAAAUAAUAAGCAGCCCAAACCCAAGUGCAUUAUUACAUAAACAGAUGACUGUCUCAACAAAGUCAUCACCAUCCGGGAACCCCCUGUUUUGUCUCAUUUGCCAUUCUCUCAACGUUUCAGAUAGCAUAGAGCAGAAGGCUUUUGUGUCAGUAUUCAAGUAUGUCUGGUGUAUUCUGUAUAGGUAUAAUAUAUUUAUAUAUAAGUUUAAAAAUACUGCAUGCCCUGCUAAUGCCAAAUAUCAGCCCUUUGUCAUUAAGAAAAUUGGAAAAUGUUAAAAAGUGCAAUACUUUAACACUGGGUUUCAUUUAAAAUAUACUCAUUUGUUAAGCUGUUAUUGCUGUGUUAAAAUUUCCAAACUUAAGGAAUCCUGUUUAUAAUACUGUAAUGUACUGUAUUUUCAUUUAAUUACACAUUGGUGCUGAAAUUUAGUGUUUUCAAAUUAGAGUCAGAAUUAAGAUUUUAUUUUUUUAUACAACAAAAUGUAAUGUAUGCUGACAAAAUCAUGGUAGGCGUGCAUUGCAAAAACAAAUAUUUGAAAGUAGAAAGGGUUGCAAGGAACCAAAGUGGCUAAUCCAUACAAUGUAAUACUUGAAUGAAAUUCAGCGACUUUAAAGAGGUGUUUAUGAUCCCCCCCCCCACCACCUUUCCCCACCAGGCAUGGAAGUAAUGAGAAACCGGGUGUCCACAUGGUCAAGUAAAACAUUUACUGUAUGGGCUAGUGUGCAGACUAAAGUAUGGAUACAUACUAUGGAGCGCAAAAUAUGUACAAAAUAAAGAUUGCUUAUUUAAUU
This is a messenger RNA of Polypterus senegalus (gray bichir), 3101 nucleotides long. It is a transcript of the gene slc2a6, whose product is annotated as solute carrier family 2 member 6. The transcript is spliced from 10 exons. The record is from RefSeq and is a predicted model, not a curated record. Gene Ontology annotation, biological process: transmembrane transport. The coding region runs from base 230 to 1759 and encodes 509 amino acids. NCBI's taxonomy places the organism in Eukaryota, Metazoa, Chordata, Cladistia, Polypteriformes, Polypteridae. Gene Ontology annotation, cellular component: membrane. Gene Ontology annotation, molecular function: transmembrane transporter activity.